UUCCCCGUUUCCAUCCCAGUUUUUUCUUUCCGUCAGUGGCAAGUAAAACAUGCAGGCGAGGACCAGAGUUUAACGCCGCUAGGAACGAAUCAAAGCCGAUUUCGCGGAGUCAGAAAUGGGAUCGGGCCGGGAAGGUGGCAAUUUAAAACCCAACCAUUUAAACCAACGCGUGGUUAGUGGUUUUUGGAACACAACUGAAACGAAAAGGGGGAAAUCAUUGCCUAGAAUACAGUACUGUACACCGGGAUUUCUUAUCGAAGCCCAUUGGAGAAAAUAGAAUGAAAUUUGUAGCCCGGCUAUAAAGUAAACAGACAGCUAAUCAGUGAUGAAAAAGUUUUGGAGUCUGGACUGGAGUGUAAAAUGCAGGUCACCUUCGAGCCAUUAGAGCCAGAUCUCUGCUAAUGUGUGUCACCUCCUGCCCACGCCUCCCCUUUUUUCUCGGGUCGGAGUAGGAGACACGUAAGUGACUCUUACAUGCCCGUUUAGGCAUUUCCUUGUCUACCCCUGUGGAAAGGCAUCGCAGAUGCGCUACGUGAGGCUAGAGAGCUGCACUAUUUGGCGAGCACAACAUGUAUUUAAGCAAGAAACUAUUGUAAAUUUGGGGAGGAAAAAGUCCCCGACUAAUUCGAAAUUUCCGCUAAGUGAAACCUCAGUCCCACAUGAUCUCAACCUGGAUGCCACUUUAUGUCCCGCCGUUCUACUUUCUGGUUUGCCUGGUCAAGGAACCGCUAGAGAAUGUGAACGAAAAAUGCUGUUUAAAGGCGAUUGCUUCCACCCGCUCUAACCCUAACAACCAUCCCGUAACGAAAGGAUCGUUGUAUGUAGACCAUUAUGCCUAUUGAUCGUCCGCUUGGGCUCUCUUCCUUUAGCAAAUAUAAACAUUUGUGGGUCACGGAAGUUAAGUAAAUUGGGAGCCCUACAUUCAAGAGAAUGAACCAGUUUCCAGAUCUCUGUGCCUAGUGUUACAUUGUUUAACUCGCAUCACAAAAUAAGGGGAAGAGGGAUCUAACACUUUGACGGGAGGAGCAGUAUUAGCCAGGCAAACGUGAGCUGGAUCUCUCGCAAUUCAGCUGAGAAAUUGGAAGGUUUUCCCCCGAAAAGGGGUUAUUUUUCUCCGCAAGAAAGUCUCCUUCCAUACCCACUCCCAAAGCACCGCAGUGAAACUCAAAGCCGGCCACGCGCGCUCCCAAGCAAACCUUACAGCCAAUACUUUAUCCCCAGCCGUGUAUAAACUGUUCGCUUCCCACUCACCCUGCCCGGGAAAAAACCCCUACCCAAGAUAAACACUCUCUAUCAGCAGGUUUUUGAAUGGUGUCUGUCGUAACAAAUAGUUUCUGAUGCUCUAAGCUGGGAGACAGGCUUCAUCCAGCCCCCCUCCCCUUCCCCCAGAUGACUCCCUGUCUGUACAAACUGAUGAUGACAGAUAUCCAGCGGAUAACCUCUGGGGAACGAAGUUAUUUUAAUUUCCAGUCACUUUCCCGCUAAGGACCAUAUCAGUUUGUACACGGCUGAGAUAAGAGAAAGAGUCAGAAGGAAAGGGACGAAAAACGGAGCCCUACCGGCAGGAGUGGACGGAGUGGCUGCUCAGAGCCUGCCUUUGAUUUUACUUGAGUCCUACAACGCUUCAAGGAGAGCGCUGAAGUCCCCGGGGAAAAGCCUUUGGGGGGACCUUUUGGGGGCUGUUCACCUGCUUUCUUAAUGUGAGCGUGAGGCAAACGGCGCGUGGCUCACACACAAAAAAAGCCACACGGCAGGCCCAUGACCUAGAUGAAGCCUCAGUCUGUAAAAAAGAAACAACUGCAGCGCCCUUCACACUUUAAAGGGGAUUCCCUACAAUCUGGGGUCCCGCAGGGGGAGGGGGGCUGUGGGAAAUGAAAAUCACCGAUGAAAUAGGCUUUUAGUGAAAAAACUCCACCUGCAUUGUCUGUUUCUGGCCGGGGAGCAGAGCGCGCUGGCUGCUUAGGUAGAAAACGCCUCGGACAAAGGGCAAAGGGGUGUGCUGGCAGUGCGUUGUUGCGAGCGUGCCACUUCGGGAUUAGUCACUGACCCCCCUGGCUGAGCACUGCCUAGCACUGCUGUCUCGGGAGAUCGCUUCCUGACCUCUGUCUCCCCCCGCAUGCAGCGCGCAGCCCCUUUCGCCUCGUCUGCCUCUCACGCCAGCGCUGGCAGGAGCGGCGCGUCUGCCCUGGGACUCGCGCAGGGACUGGCACCCCUCCGGAGCGCACUGUUUGUUUAGGGCUCGCUGAAUCCAAUCAGGACGUGCUGGCUGCAGUUUUCCGGCAGGGCUGCGAGAGGCGCCUCCUCUCUCCUUUUUAUAACAUGAGCCGCUCGCAGGAGCCGCAGGACUCGAGUUUGCCGCUCUCCGCUCACUGGAUUACAGCCCGCUGAGCCCCGAGUGAGGAAGCCAAUGCCAAGCGAUCGCCAGAGAGCAUAGCCGGGGACCUGGAUGGCCCUGACUGAGGGCGGCUGGUGCGUGGUGAAGCGGUGCGGCGCGGACGCGGGCGACUCCCCCUGCCCCUUCCCCGCCAGGGAGCCGGGCCCCUCUCCUCCUUCGCCGUCGUCCUCCUGCUGCUCCCCGGCCGAGCGCGGCUCCUCCAAGACGCCGCAGCAGGAGCCCGAAGCGACCCGGCCGCCGCCUCCCGCCGAGGGCAGGUCCCUGCUCGGCCCCUACGUGCACUUCGGAGCCCCCCACGCCUCCAGCCUGCCCAGCUGGGAGGACAUCCUGCUCUUCGCGGAUUUAGACCAGACCAACAAGCUGCUCUGGUCCAGCCGCGGCUCCAAGCUGAGCCCCUACGGCGCCGAGCAGCCCGAGGAGAUGUACCAGACCCUGGCCAUCUCGGCCAGCCAAGGCCCGCCCGCCCCCUACGAUGGCUCCGCCGGCAGCUUCAUGCACUCCACGACCAGCUCCCCGGUCUACGUGCCCACCACGCGCGUGGGCUCCAUGCUGCCCAGCCUCCCCUACCUCCAAGGCAGCGGGGCCGCCCAGCCCAGCCACCCGGGCAGCAGCCACUCGGGCUGGCCCCAGCCGGCCUCGGAGAGCCCCUCGUACAGCAACGGCAGCGGCUCGCACCCCUCGGGCCGCUUCCCCUACUCCCCCAGCCCGCCCAUGGCCAACGGGGCCUCCCGAGAGCCCGGGGGCUACAGCAGCAGCCUCAACGCCAGGGACCAGUACAACCCGCUGGGCCGGCCUCUGAACGGAUCUUACCCCGGCCACUACCCCUCCUACGUGGGGCCCCAGCUCGCCCCGGCCUGGCCCACGGGACCCUUUGAGAACUCCAUGCUCCACUGUCUGCAGAGCCGGGCCACCCCCAUCCCCGUGCGGGCUCCCAGCGCAGACCUGCUGGAAGAUCUGUCCGAGAGCCGAGAAUGUGUGAACUGCGGCUCCAUUCAGACCCCCCUGUGGAGAAGGGACGGCACCGGCAACUAUCUGUGCAACGCCUGCGGGCUGUACACCAAAAUGAACGGCCUAAGCAGGCCCCUCAUCAAACCCCAGAAGCGAGUGCCUUCAUCAAGACGGCUUGGUUUGUCUUGUGCCAACUGUCACACCACAACCACAACCUUGUGGCGUAGGAAUGCAGAAGGCGAGCCAGUAUGCAAUGCCUGUGGACUUUACAUGAAACUUCAUGGGGUUCCUCGGCCUCUUGCCAUGAAAAAAGAAGGAAUUCAAACGAGAAAGCGAAAACCAAAGAACAUAAAUAAAUCAAAGACGUGUUCUGGUAACAAUAAUAAUGCAGUUCCUAUGACUCCAACAUCCACGUCUUCUACUAACUCAGAUGAUUGUAGCAAAAAUGCUUCCCCUAGCACACAAUCUACAGCCUCAGGGGCGGGUUCUUCAGUGAUGUCUGGCCAAGGAGAGAGCACCAGCCCUCAAGGCAGCACACUCAAGUAUUCAGGUCAAGAAGGGCUGUAUACAGGAGUCAGCCUGACCUCCACGACUGAAGUUACAGCAUCGGUGAGACAGGAUUCCUGGUGUGCCCUAGCUUUAGCAUGAUCAGAGAAGAUGAAGUUGGAUACCUGCACUGGGCUGCAGCCUUUCGACAUCCACACUUGUUUUUGUUUGUUUGUUUUGUUUUAUCAGGCAGUCUGAGCAGCAGUGAGAGUGCUGGCUAGAACAUUCCUCUGACGUUGUUUUUGUGCCUUAAUGAUAGAGGUGUUUUUUUCCAAAGAGGUUCUGCCAUAGCAUCCAGCUCCUCAUCUAUGCAAGAAAAACAAGGGAAAAUGAAUCUCUAUCAGGGUAAAACUAAUACAGCCAAAAAGAGCAUCCUAGAGCUUUUGUUAGGUUCCAGAAAUACAUCUGCAAGAAAUCCAGCAAUGCUGCCUUUUUGAUUGUAUGUUUGUUUUUCACACCCUCACCUCUCCAAAGACUAUGAUUGCUCUCGUCAUUUUUUGGGGAGGAGAUAGGGAAAGCGUUUGAUAAGGGAUAGUGAGAUAUGUAAGGAAAUGUUAAUGUGCGUGUUGCUUGUGCCAAUGCACACAUCUUGAACUAAGCCUUUGAUGCCCUCUCACAGGUCAUUUCUCUUGUUAGCACUGUCUGUAUCCAGUAUGCCUGCAUUGCUCUGUCAUUUUCCUGCAUCAGAGUUCAAGUACACCCCUGGAGGAAAUCACAAUGUUUGGUACAAGUCUCUCAAGGUUGAGUUAGUUAAUGAGAUCUUUUGUUUUAAAAUAUUUACUCACUUUGCAAGACUGCAUUAUAACUUUUAAUGUACACUGUGACUGAGGUUUAUGAAAGUUCAUUUUUUGUGACUGGACUCUAUAUAGUCAGUCAGAAUUUGUAAACAGGGUAGCAAUCAGAUAUUUUUCUUCCAUAUAUAAAAUAAUUUUUUUAAAAAAAAGAAGUGCAAUUUGCGUUGCAGCAAUCAGUGUUAAAUCAUUUGCAUAAGAUUUAACAACAGUUUUUAUAUGAAUGAAUGAAUGUAAACAUUUUAACUUAAUGGUACGUAAAUAAUUUAAAAGAAAAAAAGUUAACUAGGUAUCCUUAUGCUUUUUUUUAAUUGCAGCAGAAACAUCCCAUUUUCUGUAUUUCUGGUUGUUAAAACACAAUUUUCAAGAACAAACCUUCUCUCAGGAAAAACACCCUAUCCAUUUGCUCAGAAGUUUUGUGCAGAAAAGCAAACGCAUCUCCAUUUUUGCCAUUGAAGAAGUAUGUGCUGGAAAGAUACAAAUUGCAAUGAAACGUUACUACCUAACUGAAACAUAUGUAAAUACUCCAUAAGAUAUUGAGGCAUCUUUAAGAUUUAGGAUGCAAUCUGUAUAGUAUGACUGACCUAUAGCUAGGUUGGUUUACAUUGUUUUUUUUUAAAAUGGGAUGCCAUUUGGAAAGUUGUUCUUUCAUCAGAGCUUUACAAAUAAAAGGGUAUUGUUUUUUUCUGUACAA
Messenger RNA from Pelodiscus sinensis (Chinese soft-shelled turtle), 5374 nucleotides. RefSeq names its product GATA binding protein 6 (gene GATA6). Gene Ontology annotation, cellular component: nucleus. Lineage: Eukaryota; Metazoa; Chordata; Testudines; Trionychidae. The record is from RefSeq and is a predicted model, not a curated record. Gene Ontology annotation, molecular function: RNA polymerase II cis-regulatory region sequence-specific DNA binding; DNA-binding transcription factor activity, RNA polymerase II-specific; zinc ion binding. Gene Ontology annotation, biological process: cell fate commitment; negative regulation of transcription by RNA polymerase II; epithelial cell differentiation.